This is a messenger RNA of Folsomia candida, 6344 nucleotides long. Its product is annotated as roundabout homolog 2. Gene Ontology annotation, cellular component: axon; plasma membrane. The coding region runs from base 814 to 5358 and encodes 1514 amino acids. The record is from RefSeq and is a predicted model, not a curated record. Lineage: Eukaryota; Metazoa; Arthropoda; Collembola; Entomobryomorpha; Isotomidae. Gene Ontology annotation, biological process: dendrite self-avoidance; homophilic cell-cell adhesion; axon guidance. Gene Ontology annotation, molecular function: cell-cell adhesion mediator activity. The transcript has 24 exons.
GUGAAGAAGAGAAUGCAAGUCGAUGUUAGGUCUGCUACGGAGGGUUGAGUGCGUAUGCAUGUAAGAGUGAAUCGGUGCGUUUAAAAAAUCAGUAAUUUUUACUCGAUUGAUACGCACGCAGAAAUUUUCACAAGUAUUUUACUGAGAAAUCAGUUUGAAAAUCAUUUUUUUGUGAGAUACAAAUUGAAGAAAAAAAGUACUUUAUAAUGGGGGAAACUUAUGUGUGUUGUUAAAGUGUGCAAAGUUAAACCAAAAAAAGUUGGUGAAACUGAACUACUGAUAAAGAUGAACUUUCCCUCAAAAGUUUAAAGUACGCAAAGCACAAGACGAGACGCACUUAGUUUUUGUGAAAACUGUGACAAGUGUGUGGCCAAGUGACAGCAAAUAAGCUCCGUCUCCAGUCGUCUCUCGUCUAUUACGACAGUCGUACAAGGAUCGAAAUGGCCGACUACAUACAUAAUUCUGAGUCGAGCCUCAUCCAUCAUCUCUUUUUAUCAACCUGAAUGAGCUCCAUUGCUCAUCCCAAGAUAAGAGUGGACAAUCUUAUCUCACUUUCUCCAUCAUCUUCUUCACAAUUCUAGUACGCGGCCAAGACUCCAACAAAAAUACUACUUUUUAGCCUGGAAUAUCACUUUGGUUGUCAGCGAGUGAAAAGGUGAUCAGACCAACAACAAGUGCAUACAUCUAACUCAGAGAACUACUUUCUCCUCAAGAAACACAAAAACCAAGCAAAUGUAGCCAAGGAGAAAGAAAGAAAGUAAAUUAAUUUUCGGAGUCAAGUCAAGCACAACUUCUCCGCUCGUUUGUUGACUUAUGAAUUACGUGAUGCCUGGGAGCAGCAGACGACGAGAGAUGUCCACUUCCUACUUCUUUCUCUUUUUCGUGGUCAGCUCAUCAGUAGGCGUGUUCCUCCUCCUCCCAUCAUCCACUUUGGCGGGACGACCACCACGCCUGAUUGAGACCCCAGUGGACUCCAUCGUCCCGAGAAAUGAACCUGCAACCUUAAAUUGCAAAACGGACGCAUCACCAGCUGCACAGAUAACCUGGCUGAAGGAUGGAAAACCAAUCAGAGCGGGUGGACUUCGCAACUUUCUCCCAUCUGGGGCUCUAUUCUUUUUAAGGGUGCGGAGCAACGAUUCCGGGGUUUAUGCCUGCGUGGCCACAAAUACGUUUGGAGAAGUUAUCAGCAAAAACGCCAAACUUGAUGUCGCAACAUUGCAAACAGAGUUCAAAACGUCCCCUCAAAAUGCGUGGGUGGCUCAAGGAGACAAUGCAGUAAUGGAAUGCGAUCCACCACGAGGAAAUCCUGAGCCUAAAGUUGUCUGGAAGAAGAACGGAAAUGUUAUCGAUAUUAAAUCCAAUGAACGAUACACCCUUCUUGGUCCUGGGAGUCUCAGCAUAUCCGAAGUGCGACAAUCUGAUGAAGGAAAAUACGUCUGCACGGCGAAGAAUAUUGUUGGUAGCCGACAAAGUACAACUGCCUUGUUACGGGUUACAAUUCGACCAGAGUUUACGAUCCGUCCUGGAAAUACGUCUGCACUCUUGGGUGGAGACGUUUCCCUCUCCUGCGUUGCAAGGGGCGAUCCUCCAGCUGAAAUAAUUUGGAGAAAGGUGGAAGGACCACUCCCCCUCAAACGGGUUCAUUUUGAUGAAGAACGUUUGCUCAUUUCUAACGUGUCCUACACAGACAGUGGGAUCUACAAUUGCGUUGCGGAAAACAAGGCUGGAUCAGUAAUAUCAUCAGCAUCAAUAAAUGUUCUUCCUCUCCCAAAGCUGACCAUGACCCCAACCGACGUUGAAAUUCAACCGAAUGCUACAGCAUAUUUUGGUUGCGAGGCCACCAGCCACGGAUAUGAUGUCAUCAUAUUUUGGAUGAAGGAAGGUGGUCACACACUGAUAUUUCAAGGUAGCAGACAGGAUGGGUUGCAAGUAACGCCACAGGGAACUUUGCAGAUUGACAACAUAACUGAACGAGAUGAAGGGUACUACUUUUGUGCAGCAGUGAGUCCUGCUGGUUCCAUCAUUCAUCGUGUUCAUCUUAAGGUCACCCCCGUGGAAGAGCUGCCUCCCCCCAUUGUGCUGAUGGGUCCAGCUAAUCAAACCCGUCCCGUGGGUGCUGUGGCUGUCUUGCCAUGUAUUGCCAUAUCAAAUGCUGGUCCGCAACCGGUAAUAACCUGGUACAAGGAUGGAAAUUCGUUCCUUCUGGGCCACCGCAUAUUUACCGAUGACGCAGGAACCCUUCGGAUAAAUGAUCUUGAACUCGAAGACUCUGGCCAAUACGAAUGUGUGGCCUCAUCUCGGAGUGGAAAGUACGUGUGGAAAUCCCAACUCUCCGUCGUCCCACCAUCUGCUUCGAACAAAGCUUUAUCGUCAAAUGGGUUUGACCCCGUUCGGCGACCUCCUCCUCCGCACCAACCUUACGUUAUUAAGGUGGACUCAUCGUCCAUUACGAUCGCUUGGAAUCCGACACAAUACCAAUCCCAUUCCCUGCCUGCAGAAAUGGAAUUUAAUUCUGUUCCUAAAACUCCAUUAAUUUUUGAGCCAAAAAAGGAACCACGUGAAGAUUUCAUUACCACUGACAAAAAAGGGUCAGUUGAACCCUCAUACAUUGACGAUGAUUACUACGACAGUGGCGAAGCUGACAAUUCUGCACGACGGAAUAGGCGGUCUCCUUCUUCCGGAUCGUCUGCAGAAUUUGGACCGUCUGAAACGGACGCAUUUUUUAAAGCUCUGGAAAAACCCCAUCGUUUUAGUUCUGGGAAAUUUCUUGAAACUGAAUCAUCGCAAGAGCAAGAAUCUAGUAUUGGAUUUGGGGAUGUUGUGAGCCAAAUCAUUACAAAUAAAGAAAAGCUGGAGGCUGAAGGGAAUACAGAAGAGGAAUAUGAGUACACGGAUGGGGAUGACUAUGAUGAAGAUGGGCAGGAUUCCCGUAAUAGUGCUGGGGAAGAUAAUGAAUCCACAAAUUUGGUUUUGACAACUAGUUCAACUACAACAUCCACUACCAGCACUACCACAACUACACCCACCCCAACAACAAGUACAGGAAAGCCCAUCACCAGUAGUCUGGUAAACCCAAAGGAAUAUGUGAACCUACAUCAUUUUAAGCCAGAUCCACCAAUGACAUACAAGGUUGAAUAUUAUUCUCCGGAUGAAACAAAGUCCGAGUGGCUCCUCGGAGCUACGGCCGUCUCAGAACAGACCUUUACACUCCAGCACCUCAAGUCCAAUGCAGAAUACAUCUUCUUCAUUCGAAGUGUGUCCCCGGAUGGUAUCGCAGUGAGCGGCCCCAGUGCAAUCUCCCUUCCUGUCCGGACACUGCAUUCAGGGAGUAAAAAUACAGAGAUGGAGGAAAUGCUAAAAAUUGCUAGAAACAAACUAGGGGAACGCAUUAUUGCCAUUUUAAAAAAUGUGUAUGCAACUUCCUCAACUUCCGUGAGGAUUGAAUGGCAGAUCGUUUCUACGUCAGAGUUUGUGGAAGGCUUUUACAUUUACUAUCGACAUCUUGACGACCAAAUGAGCUAUAAAAAACAAGACUCUUCCUCCUCCGGAAGUUAUCAAAUGUUGACGGUGCUUAAUGCGGGUGCAUCCAGCUUCCUAAUUGUGGGACUUGAUAAGUUCGCAACAUAUCAAGUUUUCCUUGUCCCCUUUUAUAAGAAUGUAGAAGGAAGACCGUCAAACUACGUCAAUGUUUCAACUCUGCAAGAUGUGCCCACAGCAGCUCCAAAGCUAAUUGAACCAACGCCAGUCAACAGUUCGGCUCUAUUGGUGAGAUGGGUUCCUCCUCCGGCUUCCGGUGUCAAUGGAAUAUUGUUAGGAUACCAGCUCCGAGUUUGGCAAGGAUCGUCAUUAAUUGGGAACAAGACUGCAGAUUCUCGGGUAACAAGUAUCAUCCUCAACAACUUGAUGCCUGGACAAAGUUACAGCCUCCAAAUAGGCUCCUUUACCUCGAAAGGAGUCGGCGUGUUUUCGCCAAUGCGAAGUCUCCACUUUUCCCCAGAAAUACCGAAACCUCCGAAACACAAGAAUCCCCCAGUUGUUGAGACUGAUUUCUCCAAUAAAAUUGACACGCAUGCAGCAACAACACCGCCACAUCUCGAUAAUAAUAUGCCCAAACUGGACAAUCGCAUCCCAUUAAUUCCUCCUCCAGACAAAAGGAAUGAAGAUUUGCAAGGCAUCGCAUUUGGAGGGGCAGCCGUUAACGCAAAUAAUGACGUUUUUUCAGAAGCUUGGUUCAUAGCUCUCAUUGGCUCCAUUAUAUUCGCCAUGAUGCUGGUCUUUGUCUUUGCCCUUUAUUUGAGAAGAUGUCAAAUUCGUGCAGAAGGAGAUAAGCUUAAAGUGUCAGCAGCAGAGAUUCCGGAUGGCUCGAUUCCACCCCAUUACACAGGCGAGGAGGGUUUAUGGAUUGACCAGAAGACGCAGUUGACCCUCAAAUCAGUCGGUAUGGGGCUCAAGAUGUGUGGAGAAAAUGAAUACGAAAAUGCAAACAAUUAUGCCGUGGUGGAAGACCGACAUUCUCCCAUUGCGUAUGCCACCACAACGCUGGUGAAUCCUCAAAAACAUAAGUCAUCGUUUAGCGUAUUUGGUGGGGACUCGCUUACCUCAAAAAGUGGCCUUGGCCGUGAAUACAUUGGAGGUUACAACAAAAUUGGUGGUGGAGGUGGAUGGAUCUCAUCGUCAGCCAUUAAUCCCAGUAAAUCUUCUUCUCUAAAUCAUAGCUCUGGAGACAUGAAGAAGCCACCUCAAUGGCUGUUAAACUCAAACGCAAGUCCAGUGGGGAAUGGGAUAGUCUUUAACAAUGGUGCUGUUGUUGGAAAUAAUGGACCCUGCUCCUCCUCUCAGUCCUCCUCGUCGCACUCGUCUGCUUCCUCCGAAGCCCUCAUGAAGGGACAUCACAUUAAACAAAGUACUAAAAUGUCCCUCAAAUCAAAUUCUGGUGAUAGCAAGAAUGGUAGUGGUGGACACAACCAUGUUAAAGGUCGUGGUGGAGGUGGUAGUCGACCCUCAUCCCGUGGUCAAGGAAGGGAAGAUGAUCACAACGAGUACAUGGAUAUGGAAAAUCAUCCGGAGCAUUAUUUCUCUGAGGAGUUCAAGCCAUCUCCGAUGACCAUGGGUGGACAUGUGCUAAGUACUUUCCAAACACCUCUGCCAUCCAGAAAACUUUUGGUUGUGGACUUCUCCUCUGGGUCACCAAUUACUUCGUCCACUGCAUCCUCGAUGCAACAAAGACUGAAUGAGUACGAGUAUCAUCAACAGCGACAACAACAACCAGCAGAAGGUGCCAGCCUUCCCCAGUAUGCACACCCAUCCCACCUCAGAAAUCAUAAUCAUCACAAUAGUAGUCAUCAUCCUUACCAAUAAUCAGUAGGAGACGGUAUAAAUAGAUCUUAUGAGUCAUAAGCUAUGACAUGACAUGCUGAGAAAAACAAAUUAAUUUAACAAGGCAGUAUAAUAAACUCUCUGGAACUUACAUAAGUAAUGAAUGUAUACUGCAUUAUAACAAACGAAUGACGGUUUGAUAUAACUGAAUUGCUUCACCAUGGAUUGUUUGAUACAAUGAUAAUUUGUACUUUAUGUGUAUCAUAGUAAUUAAGUAGUCAGUUAUGUUUUAUGUGUGUACGCGUGAAUUGGAUAUCGACAACUUAAAUUAAAAAUGUGUAAUAUGAACUCAGGUACAAAUGUACAAAUUUAGCUACAGAUUUAAAUAAUAUUGACCCCGGUAAUUACUAAGAGCUUAAAUUAUGUCUUUGCAUGAUGUCAUCAGUCUUAUACACAUACAUAUUUACGUAUUUUUGUAAAAUAUUUUUUUAUUCUUCUGGAAAGGUGCUUUAUUAAAUUGUAUGCGAAGCAAACUUUUUAUUUUAUUCGUUGGUUCUUAGAAUUGUUUACUUUUGCUAGCACUUUAAUUUUCUGAGUAGAUUUAUGUGCCAAGUUUCGUCUGACGCAUAUGCAUUGAACAUGCAUAAUUUGUUUUAAUGCAUGCGACCUCUCACAAAUUAUUAUGAAUCUCAUUGCUGCUAAAAGUGCUAAUAACUAACUUGUAACAUAUUUUGGGUCAUUUUUGUACGAAAUUGUUUAUUUAUUAAUCUGUAUAGUUAAGGAAUAUCUGCAUUUAAAUAUAAUAUUAUUACACGAAGUAUGUACGCCAUGUCACAAACGCAAGAUUCUUAAACGCUGUGUUCGUAGUAGAACAACUAUUAAAUUAAAUCACAAAAACCUACGUAAGUAUUUUAUACGUACCUUAAUCUUCAAUACUUGAAAGCAAAUAUUGGAAUAUUAUGUAUUGUAGGUACAAACGGAAUUGUACAUAUCAGAGACAUAAAAAUAAAAUCAUGACAGAUGCAAAA